This is a messenger RNA of Colletotrichum acutatum, 546 nucleotides long. RefSeq lists its product as uncharacterized. NCBI's taxonomy places the organism in Eukaryota, Fungi, Ascomycota, Sordariomycetes, Glomerellales, Glomerellaceae. The record is from RefSeq and is a predicted model, not a curated record. The coding region runs from base 95 to 376 and encodes 93 amino acids. The transcript is spliced from 2 exons.
ACACCCCAGCAUAUUCACCAAUGCCUCCCGGACCAAGGUCCCGGUGAAGUGUGACGAUGACUGACUUCUCUUAGUGCGCGCUCAAGGUGCAGCCAUGGCGAUUGAAGACGCCGCGGCGCUGGGCGUGCUGCUCUCAAACGUGACAUCGAAAGACGACAUCUCGACCCGGUUGGACAUGUUCAACCAGCUGCGUUUGAAGCGCGUGGCGGCAACCCAGACUGUGUCUUCAAUGCACCAGUGGGAUCCGACUCGUGUUUCCGAGGAGCAGAGACAGUACUUUGACGGCGAUGUCCCGCAGACCAUAGACGACAUUGAAAUAUUCAGUUACGAGAACAGUGUCAUCCGCGACGCAUUCGAUCUGUUGGAAAGGGCUUGACGUGGAACGGUAGCCUUUGGUGAUUCAGGGAGGAGGGACAUGAUGAGGCUUAGAGUGACUUAAAUCUGGUAGUCGGUAGACAAAUUCAUCCUGUGUUUAUUCCAAGAUAUCAUACGUCCCAUGUGACACCAUUACCUACCAAAUGAAUACACGAGAAGGGCAUAUACCCC